AUGGCUUCCGGUGAAAACUCCGAAGGCACGAGCCAGAGCAACGGGCUUGCCGUAAGGAGCCUCAGCGCUGAGGGCAGGGAGCCAAAGAAGCUCAUCCUCUGCUUCGAUGGCACCGGCAACGCAUUCACCGGGUCCAAUGCCGAUACCAAUGUUGUUAAGCUCUUACAAAAGCUGGAUCGAAAUGCCCCCAAUCAGUAUCAUUACUAUCAAACCGGAAUCGGUACCUACGACGUCAACGAAACUUCUGUAAACAAAUCAUGGUUUGGUCAGUUGAAGAGUUCCAUGUCUCAAACCAUCGAUCAAGGUAUUGGCACCACGUUCGAUGCACAUGUUAUGGCCGGCUACCGCUUUCUGAUGCGUUACUACGAUCCUGGCGACAGAAUUUACAUGUUCGGAUUCAGCCGUGGCGCCUUCACAGCCAAGUUCCUCGCACGUAUGAUUCACACCGUGGGACUCCUCUGCAAGGGCAACGAGGAGAUGGUCCCCUUCGCAUUCCGCCUCUACCAGCGCUACCUCGCCGGGGAGACGGAAGACUUCUUAGUAGCGCAUCCCAAGGGGAGAAGAACGCCCCAACCGGGCGAACCCCCCCAUAAGAUUGGAACCGACGCCAACCCUGUGCUUGACGGCCACGCCCACCACGACGAUGGGAAUCAACCCCGCCACGGACGCAGAUUCGGCCGGGCCCGCGACGAAAUCACGGCUUUCAGCAACACUUUCUGCCGCAACGAAGAGGUCAUGCACUGCGGAGUCGUCGAACAGACGAACAUCAAGGUGUACUUCCUCGGCAUCUGGGACUGCGUCAACUCUGUCGCCGUCUUGGAGAAAGAAGCCCCCGUUCCUGUCCCUGUCAAGGGCACGGCGCAUUUUGUCCGCCACGCCGUCGCUGUUGAUGAGCGCCGUGUCAAGUUCAAGCCGGCCCUCCUCGCUCAGGAUAUCCGAGGGUCGGAUCACAACGAUGAGGAUAUCAAAGAGGUUUGGUUCCCCGGCUGCCAUGGCGAUGUCGGUGGUGGUUGGCCUGCCUCGGAAGACAACCCCCUGGAUACCAAGAAGAAUAUGAGCUUCUGGCAGCGCAUUACGAACUUUUGGACGUCGAGGAAGGCCACGGCUCCCAGCAGGGAUAUCCGACGGGACCCUUUCCAGCUGAGCGAUAUCCCCCUGGCUUGGAUGAUCCGUGAGCUCGAGCUCGUGGGUGAACUGGACCCUGCAGGUGCAGUCAAGUGGUGCAAGAGCGUCAAUGGAUUCAAGCGGCGGUUUCAGAAGAGGAAAGAGCAGGCUCUCAGAGGUGCUCUGCACGAUUCUCUUACCUUUGGUCAGGGUACGGGCUUCUUCAAGGUGUUGUUCUGGAAAUGGAUGGGUAAGUCGAAGCAUCCGUGGAGAAGUCCCGUGGCUGUCUCCGUCUCCCUUAGGCUUUGCACUUUAUUAGGUCUAGAAUGGCUGCCCACUAUCACUCGGUGGGAGCUCGAGAACAACGAAUGGGUAAAUGUCCGUUUCCCACUAAACAAAGGCCACGCCCGCGAUAUACCGACCGACGCAGUCCUGCACGAGUCCCUUAUCUGGCGGCUAAAGAAUGACCCCGCCUACGGGCCCCUGAAUAACCAUGGCGGACGGCUGCCCCCUUGUCUCAAGAAUAAGGACUGCGUAUCCGAAUUUGAGCCUGCUCUGGACAUUAAGGGACAGAGUGACCCUGACCACCAAGUCUAUCAAUUUGCCAGUGCAGUUCAAGACCGCAUAAACGGUAAUUAA
This is a messenger RNA of Sodiomyces alkalinus F11, 1743 nucleotides long. RefSeq lists its product as hypothetical. The transcript is spliced from 4 exons. NCBI's taxonomy places the organism in Eukaryota, Fungi, Ascomycota, Sordariomycetes, Glomerellales, Plectosphaerellaceae. Bases 1 to 1743 code for a protein of 580 amino acids. The record is from RefSeq and is a predicted model, not a curated record.